Molecule: messenger RNA, 720 nt
Organism: Sabethes cyaneus
Lineage: Eukaryota; Metazoa; Arthropoda; Insecta; Diptera; Culicidae
Product: zinc metalloproteinase nas-14-like
Exons: 2
Coding region: 1-720 (239 amino acids)
Biological process (GO): proteolysis
Molecular function (GO): zinc ion binding; metalloendopeptidase activity
Source: RefSeq, a predicted model, not a curated record
AUGGCAACGCUCUAUGUCACGCUCUAUCUGCUAGUUUCGGUGUCCGUCGUUUGUCACUGUUUGGUUGUGGAUUUCUACGAAACCUAUUUCAUUGAGCCAACCAUGGAUGGUCGUAAUGCCCUACGACUGGCCGCCUAUAAGUGGCCCAACGGUAUUGUGCCAUAUCUUUUCGAUGAGAACAGUUGCGAUCAACACUAUCGAGACACAGUUUUGGAUGCAAUGAGUGUCCUCGAGCAGGCCAGCUGUGUACAUUUUAUCCCGAAGACUGACGACCAGGUGGAGCAUAUUCGAUUUAACAAGUCGGAGUUGGGAUGUGGUUCGUCGAUUGGAUAUCGACCGGCUCAGCGGGAACCGCUGGAUGUCGUGCUGGAUGAUUUCUGCCUUAGCCUGCCGGGGGCGGUGCAACACGAGCUGCUUCACGUGCUCGGCCUAUUCCACGAACAUACUCGACCGGAUCGGGAUGAGUAUGUGGAGAUUCUGUGGGACAACAUAGAACCAGAAUUUCGACAGAAUUUUCUCAAAGGAUCGUACGACUAUAUGGAGACGUUUGGGUUGCCGUAUGAUUACCGCAGCGUGAUGCACUAUCCGACGUACGCGUUCGCUCGGCCAGGUACCACCGAAACCAUGGUUUCCCGCCAAAAUCGCAGUGCCACGUUGGGUCAAACCGAGGCCGCCAGUACGCUGGAUUUGGAGAAGAUACGACGAAUGUAUGAGUGCUGA